Molecule: messenger RNA, 630 nt
Organism: Mesorhabditis spiculigera
Lineage: Eukaryota; Metazoa; Nematoda; Chromadorea; Rhabditida; Rhabditidae
Source: the annotation of a GenBank genome assembly
AUGCUGGUCGGAAUGCGGCCCUCUAUCUUCACCCCUGUAUUCUUGCUACUUCUCUCCGAUCAAGUUCCCGUCGCCGGGCAGCUUCAAAAUGCUACCGUCGACCCUGAUGAUGGCGCGGAAAAUUCCACCCUCAACGUGCCACAACCGCUCUAUCGUCAUCUGAAGGCUGACAAGGAUGCGGUGUUGGGCUGUCCGGCGUCCGGUGAUCGUCACACUGUACCCAAUCCCGACUGCAACCUGAUCGGCCCAUUUCCGAAGGGGCAACGGUUCUUCAGCGAGCACAUCUCACCGACUUACUUCAAUUACGUCUGCCCUGCCGGCCAAAUUUUCUGCAUGGAAAUGAACGGUCGUGGGCUGGUAGACGCAGCGCAUGCGUCGAAUUUCACAGCCGAGACGUCGCUCGUCUACACGGUCAGCGCCGAGCUCGAGGAGUUGCAGGGGCAGCUGUGGAAUGGAAGCAUGCGAACGUGUCGCGGGCUCGAUGCUGACGCGUUGCGGCCGCGUCACGCCACGCUCCGGGUCUAUGAGCGCUACACUCGUUCCUCCGCCGCCACCACCAACGUCAUCUACUCGCAGCUGAUCACCAUCGUUUGCCUCUACGUCUCCAUUUCUCUGCGCUCUCUCGCUCUC